UUUAGGUAAUAUGUAAUAUGGGAUGAGGAGAAACCGCGUCGGCUGCUCAUGCCCAGACAAUCAAAGUGAGAAAAGUGGAUCUGCAUGUCGAAAUUCUUAAGGAACAAUUGAGAAACGCUAGGACCUAUGCCGCGAACUCUCCUCACUCUCUUUUCUAUUAGGUCUUCUUUUACCAGACCCAAACCCGACCGUUUUCUGGACCUCAAACUCAAAAAAAAGAUAUGAGAGACACAAUCAUUAUUCUUCCGUUUUAUUUACUUUCAGCCUGCAUAGAUACAUAUGGUUCGGACACGGAGCUCAAUUGUAUAAGUGGAGAGGAGGGAAAAUCCAGCUAAAAAAAGAGCGUGUACUGAACGCGCAGCGCGAAUCCAAGUCUCGACUAAGACGCGCAGAGAACCCACACCCUUUUUGACAGGGCGGAUUGUGAUACAACCAAUCUUCUCAAUUCUCUCAACCUUUUCUCCUCAAUCCCUCUUUUAAACCUUUUAACCAUCACGUCACUUUCUCCAUCACGUUUAUGUUACUGUGUAUUUAUCUUUUUCUUUGAUAUGCCUCUUAUCCAUUCAUGAAAUCCUCACCCAUCAAGAAGAUGGACAGGGCUAACGCAGAGGAGCCUACGUUGCCCCCUGCAUCUGCCUCUUCCAUCUCUAACACAGCUGGCAAGAAGCGACCUGCACCAUCUUUACUUCCACCAUUUGAACCACUUUCAUCAUCGCCUGGUUUCCCACGUCCAUUGAAGAGACAAGCUCGAGAUGGGUCCAUCGCUUCAUGUGCCUUCCUCAAGUAUCCUACCCCUAUCCCAACCUCGAGUACCGGUAUCUUGUCGUCGUCUCCUCCACGCGUUCAGUCAUCCAGACCUGUACUUCAACGUCCUCAAUCAUCUGUCUCGGAACGAGCACCCUUAUCUGCGGUACCUUCCGUCGAGCUCAACGGGAAUGGCGAGAUGCUACUAAUGGGUCGGUCGAGCAGCUCAUCUCACCAUGUUCUCUCUACCAACCACCUCAUCUCUCGAGUUCAUGUUAAGGCACGAUAUAUUCCAGCCUCGGACCCCUUCGAACCGAAUAAGGUAGAGAUUAUCUGCAAUGGCUGGAAUGGGAUAAAAUUGCAUUGUCAGGGACGAACGUGGGAGUUGUCGAAGGGAGAUACAUUCACAUCCGAAACCGAGACCGAGAUCAUGGUGGAUGUGCAGGAUGCAAGAGUAAUGGUUCGUUGGCCUAAGAGGGAACGCCAUGACUCCGUUGCAAACUUGUCGGACUCAUCGUGGGAUGAAUCGCCACGCUCUAGACACCGUCGUAACGGCUCUGUGUCGGACUUUCUGCAGUCGAGUCCCCUCCGACGAGAAGCUCGUAUUCGGUCACCUGAGUCACCAACUCCAGCAGUACGCAAUUCGUCGAACGUCAACUUACUUCCGGAUGAUGACCCUAGCGAGCCCGUCCAAAUCUACGAGGACGCGAGUGGAGAUGAGCAGGAGCUUCCUGUACCUGCUGCCAAUGUAGACGUAUCAUUUGCCCAGACCGAGAUCACGAAUAGCUUUUCCAGUGAUCUGAGUGAUCCCGAGGAUGACGACCUUGAUGAGGAGAACGAUCCCAUCGUACAUUCUUUCGGCCCCUUCGGAGCCAACCUUUCCAACCGCCUAGCAGCCUUUACGGCGGAAUCUCCUAAGCAGUCUCCCAAGCAAUCCCGUAGCGGAUCAUCGGGCGACACAACAGCCAAACCAUCGGCAGAGCCUGAGGAGAUCAUUAACAGCAACGUCGACGUAGCUGCUGUCCGAAACCAUGUCGUCAACCAACUAGCAUUUUCUAGACUGUCGUCGAACCCUCUAUCCGCCAUCAUGAACAACCUGCCCGCCGAAGAGAAGAAGGACUUAACCAAGCCUGCUUUGAGUAAGAUCAUCGCAGAAACCUCUUGUAUCGGUGUCAUCACCCGCCAGGGGAAAGAUGCGGCUGGUAAGCCACUGGAGAGCGAGUACUACUACAUUCCCGAGCAUGACGAUGAUGAGUCACGCCGGGUCGCGGUGACGGAUGGCUUGCGAAAGCCCAGUUUGAGAGCUUGCAGAAAACAACACAAGCAAUAUUUCUGGAAGCGACCUAAGACUCCUUAGAUCCCGGAGCAGCCGGCUGCCCAUGAUUCCCACCCGAUCUUACGAACGCAUCCCUUCUCAAGAUUUAAUCUGACAAAGUGGUCCUUCGUAGACGAUGCUAUCUUUUUCAUUUUUCGUUGCUCGUGGCAUUGGUGGUGGUGUUACUAUCAUCACCAAUCCUUGCAUAGCCGGAGGCGUUGGUCGGUUCUUUCCCAUUAUGAUAUUUUUCGGUCGGAGUUGAGGAUGAUCCGAUGAUAUCCUGUUGCAUCGUCUCGAGGUGGUGUGGUAAAGAAAAUCAAGGAGAGACAAGGCGGUGGAUGAAUGGAUAAUACCCUUCAGAACGCCGAUUGCUGGAUGGCAAGAGAUUCGGGGAGGGAGAAUGUUGGGGAAGACCGAGAUUGUACAAGUCACAGUUGCUACAUAAAGACUAAUGGAAAAGUUCACGCCUCAUUCAUAUUUGAUGGGCUGGUCGGCCAAAGCUAUUCUUAGUCCGAGUGAUGGCAGUGUCAUAUGGUGUAUGGUGUAUGGCGUAUGAAAGCACGUAGUUGAAGAUGUGAGUAGGUAUGUACUGAUGUUGGUGAUGUGAACGAUGACUAAGUUUGAUGGGACGUUGAGGUGCCGAUAAGCCUUUAUCGGCUGGAGCUACCCCGCAUUUCCACUUAAGCUUGCCCAGAUGUCAGGG
This is a messenger RNA of Annulohypoxylon maeteangense, 2762 nucleotides long. RefSeq lists its product as uncharacterized. Gene Ontology annotation, molecular function: protein binding. The coding region runs from base 566 to 2101 and encodes 511 amino acids. The transcript is spliced from 3 exons. The record is from RefSeq and is a predicted model, not a curated record. Lineage: Eukaryota; Fungi; Ascomycota; Sordariomycetes; Xylariales; Hypoxylaceae.